CAUGAUAAGUGGCUCAAGUUCGGUCUUGGGUUGCACACUGGCAUCGAGCCUUUCUCUGGUCGGAUCAUGUGGAUCUGGGUCUGGCACUCUAACCAAAAUCCCCAGCUUAUCCUGAGUUACUAUCUUAACACGCUUGAGGCACUGGCCGAUCAGAAAAUUACGGGAUGCAAAUGCUCAUACAAUGCUGCGACAGUGGCACAUCCAUCUUUGCAUGGCACCCUCCAGCAUCGCUGGAUGCAAAGCAAAAAGAAUGUCAUGCCAGAAAUUGCAUGGAUGGUCUUCCAUUGGAUUUUUAUACCAUGGCUUCAGCAGGAGCUGGAUGCAUAUCAGGAUUGUGUUCACAACACUGCAAAACAACAUGACUGCAACAAAAUUUCAAGAUCAAAAUUGAAUAUUCAGCUGCUGGAUGAUGAUGAAGAUGAUGAGAUUUUGUACCACUUUAAUGACUAUCAAGAUUUACCUUCUCACAAGGAGCCCAAUGGCACCUAUUACAUGGGUGGUGUGGGUGGAGGAUUAGGCCUUGAUACUGAACACCUUCAUCAGCUAGACAGUCUGACAGACAAUGACGAGCCCAACAUCACACUGGGAAUUGACGAAGACUUAGUGGGUCUUGAUCAUGCUGGUUUGGUGGUUUGGGAGUUCUCGGACUGUGAAAGUGAGGACGAAAUGGUGAAUGAGUGGUGA
Suillus bovinus is the source of this 684-nucleotide messenger RNA. RefSeq lists its product as uncharacterized. The annotation marks the transcript as partial. Lineage: Eukaryota; Fungi; Basidiomycota; Agaricomycetes; Boletales; Suillaceae. The record is from RefSeq and is a predicted model, not a curated record. The transcript has 7 exons.